Molecule: messenger RNA, 657 nt
Organism: Cokeromyces recurvatus
Lineage: Eukaryota; Fungi; Mucoromycota; Mucoromycetes; Mucorales; Mucoraceae
Exons: 3
Coding region: 1-657 (218 amino acids)
Source: RefSeq, a predicted model, not a curated record
AUGAAAAGUACAGUUUUGAUUGCUCUAUUUACUACUUUAGUCUUGCUUAAUAAUUUUGUUAAAGCCCAUUGUGAUUGUGAUCCAAAUGACAGUUCUUGUCUUUUUGAUUGUGUGAAUGAUACAAAUCAAUGCAUCGUUGACUGUGAAGAUGACACUGACUGCUAUACAAGUUGUAUCAUUCAUAAUUGGCCGGGCAUAGGAAGACAUGGUGGUCAUGGAGAUUCUCCUUCACAUGGUGAUAAAGAUUCUGGUAAUAAUGACUCUAAUAACAAUGACCCCAUGAGCACUACUCAACCUGUUGCUGAUACUACUACUACUACAAACAUGAAUUCACCAUCAACAUCCUGGGAUAUUCCACCUCCACCUGAAUGGUCUAGCACUUUACCUAACGACGCUUCAUCAUCAGAAACUACAGCUCCAAGCUCAGGGAAUGAACCCUUAUGGCCUAUUCCUUCCGUCUUUGUUAAUUCUUUUGUUCCACCUAAUGGCUUGGCUUCAUCCACAGCAUCUUCUACAAAUGUUCCUUCAAUUUCGAGUGCUGUGGCGACAUCUUCUGAUACUACCUCAGCUACUAGUGAAAAUGAUUCUUCUUCUUUGAUGUGUUCCAAAUUUUUUAUUGGUCUUACCAUGUUUAUUACAGUUUAUAUUUUACAAUAA